Molecule: messenger RNA, 3011 nt
Organism: Spinacia oleracea (spinach)
Lineage: Eukaryota; Viridiplantae; Streptophyta; Magnoliopsida; Caryophyllales; Amaranthaceae
Product: probably inactive leucine-rich repeat receptor-like protein kinase At5g06940
Exons: 2
Coding region: 100-2781 (893 amino acids)
Biological process (GO): protein phosphorylation
Molecular function (GO): receptor serine/threonine kinase binding; protein kinase activity; ATP binding
Source: RefSeq, a predicted model, not a curated record
UUUCAACACUAGCACAGCACACAGUAUAGUAUAAUUAACCAAACCAAAGAAAACCAAACACUUGCUGCCAAGCUCACUCAUUUCACUCACUACCCUCCAAUGGCUACCUUCUUCUGCACCACCACCAUUAAUUACUACUACUCAUUCAUCUUCCUCAUUUUCUCUUUCCUCAUUAUUCCUUUCAUCAACACCACCUCUGAACCUGACAUUCUUCUCUCUUUCAAAUCCACCAUUAAAGACCCUUCCAACUUCCUUGCUUCUUGGUCCAACACUACACUUACUCACCACUGCAACUGGACUGGCAUUACCUGCACCAAUCACAACACUCCAUCUGUCACUUCACUUAAUCUUCAAAGUUUCAAUCUUUCUGGUGAACUCUCCCCUGCAAUCUGUCAGCUCUUUAAUCUGUCUUCCCUUAAUCUUGCUGAUAAUCUCUUUAAUCAGCCAAUCCCACUUCACUUUUCUGAGUGUGACUCUUUGGUUAGUCUUAAUCUUAGCAGUAAUCUCAUUUGGGGUACUAUCCCAGAACAGAUUUCCCAGUUUUCCGCUUUGGAAGUCAUUGAUUUUAGCAUAAAUCAUAUUGAGGGUAAAGUCCCAGAAAGUUUUGGGUUGUUGAAACAUUUGAAAGUUAUUAACUUUGGUAACAAUUUGCUCACAGGCAAUCUUCCUAGAGUUUUUGGGAAUUUCACUAAUCUUGUUGUUCUUGAUUUGUCUGAGAAUCAGUUUUUAGAGAGUGAGAUUCCCAGUGAUAUUGGUAAUCUGGGAAAACUUGAGCAGAUUUUCCUGCAAAAUUCAGGGUUUUUUGGGGUUUUUCCGGAUACUUUUCUGGGUUUGAGUAGCUUAAAAGUGCUUGAUCUUUCCCAGAAUAACCUAACUGGUGAGCUUCCCAAGAAUCUUGGUGCUUCAUUGGGAAAUUUGGUGUCUUUUGAUGUUUCAUCCAAUAAGCUUAGUGGGCCAUUCCCAAAUGGGAUUUGUAGUGGAAAAACCCUAAUUAGCCUUAGUCUUCACACUAACUACUUUACUGGGUUAUUGCCUGAAAGUGUGAACCAAUGCUUGAAUCUUGAAAGAUUUCAAGUGCAGAAUAAUGGGUUUUCUGGGGAUUUCCCGAAUGGGUUAUGGUCUUUGCCCAAGAUUAUUCUCAUAAGAGGUGAAAAUAAUAGGUUUUCUGGCGAAAUUCCUGAGAUUAUAUCAACUGCUUUCAAAUUAGAGCAAAUUCAGAUUGAUAAUAACAGUUUUACUGGUAGUAUUCCUAAGGGUCUUGGAUCACUAAAGAGUUUAUACAGAUUUUCUGCUUCGAAUAACCGUUUGUUUGGUGGGAUUCCCCCUAGUUUUUGUGAUUCUCCUGUUAUGAGUAUUAUCAAUCUUUCUCAUAAUUUGCUGUCUGGUAAAAUUCCUGAGGUGAAGAAAUGUAGGAAGCUAGUAUCAUUAGCGCUUGCUGAUAACAGUUUAGUUGGUGAAAUCCCACAUUCACUUGGGGAAUUACCUGUGUUAACUUACCUUGACCUUUCUGACAACAAUCUCACUGGUUUGAUCCCAGAUGAGCUUCAAAACUUGAAGCUGGCAUUGUUCAACGUUUCCUACAAUGGAUUGACAGGGAGGGUACCUUUCUUGUUACUAACAGGCCUCCCAGCAUCAUUUUUGCAAGGAAAUCCAGGUCUUUGUGGUCCGGGGUUGCCUAAUUCUUGUUUGGAUGAAGGGAAACAACACCGGCAUGCCAGUCUUACAAAAACGGGAUAUGCCUUUAUAUCUAUAGCUCUAGCUGUUGCUAUGGUCAUGGUUGUUUACGCACUUCUCUUGAUUCAUCGUCGUGCUAAGAAGAGAUCAGAAAUGGGUGUUUGGCAUUCAGUAUUCUUCUAUCCUUUGAGGAUUUCUGAGCAGGAUUUGGUCAUGGCAAUCAAUGAGAAAACUGCAGUAGGUAGUGGUGGAACUUUUGGGAAGGUCCAUAUCAUAAGCUUACCAAGUAGUGAGCUUAUUGCUGUAAAAAAGCUGGUGAAUUCUGGGAACCAGUCAACAAAAUAUUUGAAAGGAGAAAUCAAAACAUUAGCUAAAAUCAGGCAUAAGAACAUUGUCAAAAUCCUUGGUUUCUGUUCCACAGAAGAUUCAAUUUUUAUCAUUUAUGAGUAUUUGCCAAAGGGAAGCUUGGGUGACAUACUUGGCGGGCCAAAUUUUCAGAUGCAGUGGAAUGUUAGGUUGAGAAUUGCCAUUGGGGUUGCUCACGGGUUAGCAUAUCUUCACAAUGAUUACUCCCCUAAUCUGCUACACAGAGAUGUGAAAUCAACCAAUAUUCUUCUGGAUGCUGAUUUUGAGCCCAAGAUUACAGACUUUGCUCUCGACAGAAUUGUGGGCGAUGCUUCAUUUCAGUCUAUUUUGGCCUUUGAAUCACCAUCUUCUUGUUACGUCGCACCAGAAUGUAAAUACAACAAAAAAGCGACAGAAGAGAUGGAUGUAUAUAGUUUCGGAGUGGUGCUGUUAGAACUGGUGACUGGAAGACAAGCAGGGUUAGCAGAUUCAGAAGAAUUAUCUCUGGAUAUUGUGAAGUGGGUUCGAAGGAAGAUCAACAUUGCAAAUGGAUCUGACCAUGUUCUCGACCCUAGGAUAUCGGCGUCUUCUAAACAAGAGAUGGUUGGAGCAUUAGAGCUGGGCAUACAUUGUACUAGUGUAAUGCCUGAGAAAAGGCCAUCAAUGACUGAGGUUAUCAAGGCCCUUCAAACUCUUGGCUCAACGUCUAGCUCUAGACGUCUACAGUUUACUUCCUCUGAUGACAAUUCACUUCCAGUUUGAGAAAUUAACAGCAGCAAUAGCCAAGUAUCAUAUUUUUAGUAAUAUUAUGUAAAUCCAGCUCGAUUUACUUGUUUCUAUAAUUACUACUUCUUGUUUUUGAAGGAGGAUGCUCAGCAUCAGCAUCAGCACCAAUAUACUACUAGUACUAGUUUGCGAUUUUUUGAAUACUAGUUAUAAGAAAUACAAUACAAGUUAUAGCUAAAUACAUAUGCUGAUGGUACUUCCAGUUU